AUGGCUCAUCAGAACUAUGAAGCAGCAAUGCAGAAUCAGUGCGAGAUGCCGGCAUUUACUGACAAUAACCAGAUAGUGUGGAUUCCAUACUCUCAAAGCCCCAUCACUGGAGAGCUCUCUCCAGUUUUUUCCGCGAAUUAUCCGAGUAUCAAAUAUUCCGCCAGGCUCCAUGUCAAAUGACCGUGGAUUUUGACAGUGUACAUUUCAUCGAAAUCAAUUUGAAAAUUUUUGAUAGCGCGGACAUUUGGCCUAAUAUUAACUUUUUUUUCGGUCAAAUGCCACACUAUCAAAAAUUUUUCAAUUAAUUUUCGGCCAAAAAUUUUUCGGUGAAAUGGAGCCUAUCAAAAUGGCAAAGUCAUUUGACCUGCACCCAUCCCGCCACGGUGAGCCAAAACUCAUCCUUAAAUCGAGGUGGAGUUCGAAAUGCCCAGUGAACUAAAGAGGAAGACGAAAUCUUAUACGAUCAUGUAGUCAGGCAUCAGAAUAAAUCAUGGGCGCUCAUUGCUAAAAAGAUCAACCUUUUUCUGCAUAAUGGAGAAGAACUUCGGCAGGGUAAGCAUUGCAGAGAAAGAUGGUGCAACCACUUGGACCCAAACAUUAAAAGUAAAAUCUACAUAGAGGGGGACUGGGAUCUUAAAGAAGACUUGGAAUUGGCUACUCUCCAUACGAAAUAUGGGAACUCAUGAAGUCUUAUUAGUAAAGCCAUGAACGGAAGAACUGAAAACGCUGUGAAAAAUCGAUGGAAUAACUUGCAUAAGAGACUAAAGGGCAACGUAUUGGAAAAAAUAAUGGAAUUUUGUGCGAAAGAAAGUUCCUAUCCUAAGGAAAGCCUUUUUCAGGACCAGGAGUAA
Molecule: messenger RNA, 851 nt
Organism: Blepharisma stoltei
Lineage: Eukaryota; Ciliophora; Heterotrichea; Heterotrichida; Blepharismidae
Source: the annotation of a GenBank genome assembly